UAUCGUUUAGUUGCAUAGUAGUAGUAGGCUAGUGUUAGUAGUAUCCAUGGAAACAUAUGUCUGGAAGCAGGAAUUGAAGAUAAAGGGCUAAUUUAACUGCUCAAUUUAAAACUUUUGAUUUAUUAUCGAGGAACGGACUCCUACACGAAGCUUUGUAGUGAAAUGUUUCCCCAGACCCUAGUCUCUUUAACCUUUGGUUGUAACGUUUCCGACGACUCCCAAACGCACCAUCACCCCCCUCCAGUUUAACAGGCUCAUUCAGAGGCGGUGUGGUUGCAGAGAGGUGCUCAUACGCACUUUAAACAGGAUGUAGCGACUGAAACAGACCACAGAAAGAGAGACAGAGACAGAGAACGAAAAGAGCGGGUUGAAACACUGCGAUGUGACAAACGCCAGCGAGACAGAAAUGACCGUCACAGCGGAGGAGAGGAAGAAGAAGAAGAAGGAGAAGAAGACAGGAGGAGUCCCGAUGAGGCACCUCACCGCCGGCAGGUCUUGACGGCUGCUCCCGCUGACCUGAGACACCCGACACCCGUUUUCACACAACGAAACAACGCCCCCCUCCAUCCACCCACCCUCCUCUCCCACACCCCACGCCAGCGACACAGCCGAGACACUCCACAGCCCCCGUGGGUGAAGCUUGAAAGCGACCAUGGCGAGCCUGGGGGACUGCUGCGUGAAGGUUGCGUUGAGGAUUCGUCCUCAGAUGGCCAAAGAGAAAAUCGAGGGCUGCCACGUGUGCACUCUGGUCACACCUGGGGAGCCGCAGGUCCUCCUGGGAAAGGACAAGGCCUUCACCUACGACUUCGUGUUUGAUAUCGACUCGGAGCAGCACAACGUCUACCAGUCCUGCGUGUACAAGCUCAUCGAGGGCUGCUUCGAGGGCUACAACGCCACCGUGUUCGCCUACGGUCAGACGGGCUCGGGGAAGACCUACACCAUGGGGACGGGUUUCGAUGUCAACCUGAGCCAGCAGGAGCAGGGAAUCAUCCCCCGGGCUGUCCACCAGCUGUUUGAGGGAAUCCAGAGCAGGAGGCUGCGCGCUCAGGAAACCGGCACCCAGCCGCCCGAGUUUAAAGUCAGCGCCCAGUUCCUGGAGUUGUACAAUGAGGAGAUCCUGGACUUGUUUGAUGGCACCAGAGAUCUGGACAGUCGCAGCAGGAAAUCCAACAUAAAGAUCCACGAGGACUCCAGCGGCAGCAUCUACACCACUGGAGUCACAUCCAGACUGGUGCACUCAGAAGAAGAGCUGCUGCAGUGUCUGAAGCUCGGCGCUCUGUCCCGCACCACGGCCAGCACCCAGAUGAACGCCCAAAGCUCCCGCUCCCAUGCCAUCUUCACCAUCCACCUCUGUCAAAUGAGAGUCUGUCCACAGCAUCAAAUGCAGAACGGAGGAGGAGGGGAGGACGGAGAGCUGAACGGCGUGGACUCCAGCCCCAUCGCUCAGCCAGAGUUCGAGACGCUGAUGGCCAAGUUUCACUUCGUGGACCUGGCCGGCUCCGAGAGGCUCAAACGCACAGGAGCCACAGGAGAAAGAGCCCGCGAGGGGAUUUCUAUUAACUGCGGACUGCUGGCCCUGGGGAAUGUGAUCAGCGCUUUAGGCGAUCAGGCCAAGAAGGGAGGCCACGUCCCGUACAGAGACUCCAAACUCACCCGGCUGCUGCAAGACUCACUGGGAGGCAACAGCCGCACGGUGAUGAUCGCCUGCGUCAGCCCGUCGGACCGGGACUUCAUGGAGACCCUGAACACCCUGAAGUACGCCAACCGCGCCCGAAACAUCAAGAACAAGGUGAUGGUGAACCAAGACAAGACCAGCCAGCAGAUCAGCGCCCUGCGCGCCGAGAUCGCCCGGCUCCAGAUGGAACUGAUGGAGUACAAGGCGGGGAAGCGCGUGGCGUGCGAGGACGGCUCCGAGGGCUACAGCGACCUGUGCCAGGAGAACGCCAUGAUGCAGAGGGAGAACGACACGCUGCGCCUCCGGGUGAAGGCCAUGCAGGAGACCAUCGACCACCUCAACGGCCGCGUCACGCACCUGCUGGCCAACGAGGUCAGCACUCUGCUCGCCAAGUCCAGUGAGGGCAACGAGGAGAUCGGGACUUUAAUCCAGAACUAUAUCCGAGAAGUUGAAGAACUUAGAACCAAACUCCUUGAGAGCGAGGCCAUGAAUGAGUCUCUGCGGCGGCAGGCGACCCGGCUCUCCUCCCGCUCGCCGUUCCCCGCCUCCAACCUGAGCCCCGCCCCCGGCCACCCGCCGGGCUCCUCUCCCGCGCCCAUGUCCAUGGAGGCAGAGAUGACGGACGUGCUCCGCCGGGCCAAGCUCGACAUCGAGAGGCUGAAGAAGAAAGAGAGGAGGCAGCGGAGGCUGAGCCCAGAGCUGGAGAAAGGUCUGAAGAAACGAGUGAAGCUUCACACCCACGAGAACGGGGAGAGCGGCCAAAACGGCCAGAACGGCGAGAUCGACUCGGACGACAACUACGCCGAGGACAUCAUGUCUCCGCUGCAGGAGGAGAGCGGCUGCGAGGACGACGAGGGGGAGGACGAGGAGGAGGGCAGGGAGGAGGAGGACGAGUUCGACAGCGACGAGAGCCUGGUGGAUUCGGACUCGGACUCGGAUGAAAAAGCCAAUUUCCAAGCCGACCUGGCAGACCUGACCUGCGAGAUCGAGAUCAAGCAGAAGCUGAUAGACGAGCUGGAGAACAGCCAGCGGAGGCUGCUGAUGCUGAAGCUGCAGUACGAGGAGAAGCUCAUCCUGCUUCAGAACAAGAUCAGAGACACACAGCUGGAGAGAGACCGCGUGCUGCAGAACCUCAUGUCUAUGGAGAACUACACGGAGGAGAAGGCCAACAGGAUCAAGCAGGAGUACGAGAAGCGCCUCAAGGAGAUGAACCGCGACCUGCUCAAGCUGCAGGCGGCGCAGAAGGAGCACGCGCGCCUCCUCAAGAACCAGGGCAGGUACGAACGGGAGCUGAAGAAACUGCAGGCCGAGGUCAACGACAUGAAGAAAGCCAAGGUGACGCUGAUGAAGCAGAUGAAGGAGGAGCAGCAGAGGAGGAGGAUGGUGGAGGCAAAGAGGAACCGUGAGAUCGCUCAGCUCAAGAAGGAGCAGCGACGACAGGAGUAUCAGAUACGAGCGCUGGAGUCUCAGAAGCGGCAGCAGGAGCUGGUGCUGCGCAGGAAGACCCAGGAGGUGACGGCCCUGCGGCGCCUGGCCAAGCCCAUGUCCGAUCGCGUGGCCGGACGCGUGGCCCGCUGGAACCAGGCCGCCCCCGUCACGGACUCGGGGGCCGAGCUGUCGGCGAGCACCACGGCGAGCAGCUCCGAGCCCGAGACGGCGAGGACCGUCAGCGGGUUGGUGCGGCAGUGGAACAAUAAGAACAGCGUGUACGGGUACCUGGGAGAGAGCGAGGGGAGCCUGGACGGCACGCGGGUCAUUGGCGGGAGGAAGAAGUUGCAGCGUAAGCCAGCGGGCCUGGGCAGCGUUGGAGCCGCAGGCCGAGCCAGCAGUUUCUCCAAGUCAGCCCGUCAGAAGUGGCAAACCCUGGAGCGCCGCAUCAUGGACAUCGUCAUGCAGAGGAUGACCAUCUUUAACGUGGAGGCUGACAUGAAUCGUCUCAUCAAGAAGCGAGAGGAGCUGACGGCCCAGCAGGAAGCGCUGUCGCAUAAGAGAGAGGUGCUGAUGGCGGACGGGGAGGGACCGGAGGCUGAGGACCGCCUCCUUCAGGAAAUUAACGAAGACAUCGAGGUGCUGAACGCCAAUAUAGACUACAUCAACGACAGCCUGUCUGACUGCCAGGCCACCAUCGUGCAGAUAGAGGAGACCAAGGAUGAGCUGGACUCGGUGGACACCUCAGUGGUGAUCAGUUCCUGCUCCCUGGCUGAAGCGCGCCACCUGCUGGACCACUUCCUGAAGGCUUCCAUAGACAAGAAUUUACAGGUGGCCCAGAAGGAGGCUCAGAUCCGACUGCUCGAGGGCCAGCUGAGGCAGACGGAUGUGAUCGGCUCGUCCCACAACCACAUCAUCCUUGACGCCCUGCGAGAAAAGGCCGAGUGCAUCCCUGAGCUCCAGGCUCUGAUCCACAAUGUGCAGCAGGAAAACGGUUACGCCAGCACAGAUGAGGAACCGUCUGAGUUCAGCCAAGCCUCUGACAGCAGCGUCUCUCAGAUGAAAGAAUCCAACAGCCAGGAUGAUUUCAGAAUUAAGACGGAGCCCCGUCUGUCGGCUCAGAUGAAGGCGGUGUCGGCCGAGUACCUCGGCCCCCUCCUGGACCCCUCGUCCGGCAGCAAGCCCCAGCACAUCACCAAGUCCCUGGCCUCGCUCACGGACAUCCAGGAGGACGGCCUGAGCCUCGUUCCAGGGAGCCUGGGGCUCAGCCUGGUCCUGCGAGACCCCUACCACCGAGACCGGGCGUCCCGCACCAUCAGCCUGCCCGUCAGAGGACACACCUUUCCCAGGCAGUCUAGAGGUUACGACACGUCCCCCAUCACACGAAGGAAAUCUUACGACCGCGCAUACAGGCCGACUGACGGCUACACUCCCCCGUCCUCCCCUCCCCUGAGGACGAGGAACGAUCGCAACGUCUUCUCACGGCUCACCAGCAACCAAGCCCAAGGUUCGGCCCUGGACAAGUCGGAUGACAGCGACUCCUCGCUCUCCGAGGUGCUCAGGGGUGUGAUCAAUCCCAUCGGGGGUGUGAAAGGGGGUCGGACGGCGCCCCUGCAGUGUGUGUCCGUGGCCGAGGGCCACUCCAAGCCGGUCCUGUGCGUGGACGCCACGGACGAGCUGCUCUUCACUGGAUCUAAAGAUCGGACCUGUAAGAUGUGGAACCUGGUAACGGGUCAGGAGAUCGCCACCCUCAAAGGGCACCCGAACAACGUGGUGUCGGUCAAAUACUGCGCGUCCUCCAGUCUGCUCUUCUCCGUCUCCACGUCCUACAUCAAGGUGUGGGACAUCCGCGACUCUGCCAAGUGCGUCCGCACGCUCACUUCAUCAGGGCAGGUGGUUUCGGGUGAUGCAUGUGCCGGCACCACCACCCGCACGAUAACCUUUGCUCAGGGCGAGUGUCAGAUCAACCAGAUCGCCCUCAACCCGUCAGGAUCGGUGCUCUACGCCGCGGCUGGAAACAUUGUGCGCAUGUGGGAUCUCAACAGGAUGCAAGCGAUGGGGAAGCUGACAGGUCACAUCGGCUCAGUCAUGUGUCUGACAGUGGGACAGUCUCUGCUGGGAAAAGACCAAGUAAUCACUGGCUCCAAAGACCAUUACGUCAAGGUGUUUGACGUGGCCGAGGGAACUCUAGGCAACAUAGGUCCGGCUCAUAACUUCGAGCCUCCGCACUACGACGGCAUCGAGUGUCUGGCCGUGCAGGGAGACGUGCUGUUCAGCGGCUCGAGAGACAACGGCAUCAAGAAGUGGGAGCUGGAGCAGCAGGAGCUCACCCAGCAAAUCCCCAACGCCCACAAGGACUGGGUGUGCGCUCUGGCCUACGUCCCGGGCCGGCCCAUGCUCCUGAGCGCCUGUCGGGGCGGCAUGCUGAAGGUGUGGAACGUGGACAACUUCACCCCCAUCGGGGAGGUCAGGGGUCACGAGAGCCCCAUCAACGCCAUAUGCACCAACUCGAGGCAGAUCUUCACCGCGUCCAGUGACUGCAGGGUGAAGCUGUGGAACUAUGUGCCAGGCUUGACCCCGUGUCUCCCUCGACGGGUCCUGGCCAUCAAGGGCCGAGCCACCAGCCUCCCAUGACUGCCCGUUCUCUGAUCACCAACCCUCCCCUCCUCUGUGACAAGACGGUGAAGAUCUGGCUGUCGAAGGCGUGGAGGAAGAGGUGAGAAACCGAAGCGUCCGUGGCUCUUUUGUCUGCCAUCUCGCCGAAGCUCCAGCCCCUGAUCUGCGACCCGGGCACUUCUAGCGCUGAGACGUGACACUGAAAUCACUGUUUCCAAGGCAAUCAUGUUGUUUUUUCGUAUUUUUUAUUUUUUUCCUCCCUUCCUCUGACACGAUGCUACACAACAAAGCCGUGGUGAAAUGUGUUUCCCAAGAAAUUAAUUUGCCUUUACGAUUUUUUUAUUUUUUAUUUUUUUUUUCUCUUUUAACUGCCAAAUUUGAAAGUGCCAUUCAGGAUGUGGUGCUACUUUAGAAAAAAAAAACACGGGAAAACACGGGGUUAAGUAAUUUUUUUCUCCUGACCUGACAACUGCCACAACUGGUAUUAAAUGGAAAAAAGUGUCCUUCUGUUCUCUGACCAAGGUUUCAGACAGUGAGUGAUGAAUCCGCUCGGAGACGCGUCUACUCACGUAUACUUUGCCGGAAAAUCAAGACGUGAUCGGAAUUCAAACCCCCAGACGGACGCUAACUAACCGGCUAACAGACCCUGUUCCUUCAUUCAGGAUUUGAUCCUGAACACAUGGGACAAUCAAACUGUGCGGCGGGUCAAACGGACUGACGCUGAUCUUGGGUUAAACGUCGCCCCCUCAGUUUGUUUUUCCCCCCAUUAAUCACUGACACUCCAGGUCGUGUAAUUUCUUCUUAAAUGACUAUUAAUUUAUUAUUUUGCCUACCUCAGUUGUUUUGGAGCAGUGGCACGUGGUGGGGAGGACCAUUUCUACGGGUCCCCGUGUAUAAACACCCGGUGCUUGACAUUCUGACGUCUUAAUUUGGCUCUUCUUCUUCGUCUUCGCGUGGACGCGUCCUCCGUGGCCGUCUGGCUGCUGACCUCGCAAGCAGGAGAGCACGCGUCCACGCGUCCUGGAGGACCUGCAUCGUCUCCACUGUAAAGCGCAAGCCGUUGCGGAAAAAAAAAUAAGAAACACCCCACAACCAGUGCGCUCUCCUCGUGGAUUUGUGAUAAAGGUACUGCAACGAGGCCAAAGUGCCAAAUCAUUAUAUACACACCAGUCUACAGUAGGUGGCCCAUACCUGUCAUUUAUCCCUCACAGAAGCGGCAAUAGUGUCCUCCUGCCUCCCAGCGGCAGCGCGUCGGACUGACCGCCCUUACUGGGGAGUCCGCCUCCUUCACAGCUACAAAACUUCUACAGGAAGCCAAUUUAAUUAGAGGUCUCGCAGCUCCAGCAGCUUCCUUUCACUCAAGAUAACUUGGGGGAAAGUAGGUCAUAACUGAGAGGGAUUCUUUUUUUAUUUUUUUUUUUUUUUUUAUUAAAGUCCCAAUUUUCUUCCACCCACGAAUUUGCUGCUACACUUACAGAGAGGAAUAAACCUUCUGUACUCUGUGCACUGAUGUACAAAUCUGUUUUAAGUGGCGGGGUUGUGCGUGUGGGCAACGCGUAACGCGUGCACAAACCGAGGUUUCCAGUGGAUGUUCCGGUUAUCCAUCACGCCCGAUAGGUCCUGGCAUCCCUCGCUGUGUUGAUUUAGUGCGUCUUUAAUGAAAAAAACGCGCGCACGUACGCGCACCGACAGGCAACAGCGAGUCUUAAAAAGUCGCCUUUUUUUUUUUUUGUGUGUGUGUGUGUGUUGCCUUUUUUUGUUUGUCUGAUGCUUCUGAAAGGUGAAAACAGCGUGGGCUCACAUCACUUUAAGGAGUGUUUCUGUCACCCUCCAAACUGAGAGGAAGCGUUUUAAAGCUUCUCGCCGCGCACACACAUCGUGUCUUACGGCUCAAUUAAAAAAAUACAUUGUUCAGGAUGCCAAUACCACAACAAAAAAGAAAAAAGAAAUACGUAUUUUGGUGAUUUUCUUUGUGCACUUUUCCUUACAGAGACACCCAGAGACAUACAAGUAUGUAGUUGAAUAUAUAGUGAUUGGAUCAUAAACAGCGUUCAUAUUGGCUAAAAGUAAUAAGUACUUUCAUCAUGUGUUCGAUAACGUGUGCUCUAAUAAGCGAGUACGUACUGCUGCUGUUUCAUGUGUCCAACAUGAGUUUGAAGCUGCUCACACUCUCCAAAAGCAAUUCUAGGAGUUUUGGUGUUA
This is a messenger RNA of Mugil cephalus (flathead mullet), 7921 nucleotides long. RefSeq names its product kinesin family member 21B (gene kif21b). Gene Ontology annotation, biological process: mitotic spindle organization; microtubule-based movement. The transcript is spliced from 35 exons. The record is from RefSeq and is a predicted model, not a curated record. NCBI's taxonomy places the organism in Eukaryota, Metazoa, Chordata, Actinopteri, Mugiliformes, Mugilidae. Gene Ontology annotation, molecular function: microtubule motor activity; ATP binding; microtubule binding. Bases 653 to 5737 code for a protein of 1694 amino acids.